UUUCUAACUCCUCCAGGCUGGAGGAGUUAGUUAGCAAACAGCAAGCGUUAGGCAGGCAUCCUGCUCCUUCUGCAUCAUAACACGUUGCACACAUCUCUUUCUGCAUGGUGGAUAUUAUUUUUCAUUAUCCUUUUCUGGGUGCUAUGGGGGAUCAUUCAAAGAAAAAGCCCGGAAUUGCCAUGUGUGUGGGCUGUGGGAGUCAGAUCCAUGACCAGUACAUCCUGAAGGUCUCCCCGGACCUCGAGUGGCAUGCAGCAUGUCUCAAAUGCGCUGAAUGCAGCCAGUACUUGGAUGAAACCUGCACUUGUUUUGUGAGAGAUGGCAAGACAUACUGUAAAAGGGAUUAUAUCAGGUUAUUCGGCAUAAAGUGUGCGAAGUGCAAGGUGGGAUUCAGCAGCAGUGAUUUGGUGAUGCGAGCCCGGGAAAAUGUGUAUCACAUCGAAUGUUUCCGCUGCUCAGUCUGCAGCCGCCAGCUUCUGCCCGGGGAUGAGUUCUCUCUACGGGACCACGAGCUGCUCUGCCGGGCCGACCACAGCCUGCUGCUGGAUAGGAGCUCGACUGACAGUCCGAGGAGCCCCGGCCAUUUACAGAGCACCAGAGGCCUGCAUCUAUCAGACUCCGUGCCCGGCCGCCAGCCCUCUCUCCGGCCCCAUGUGCACAAACAGACAGAGAAGACCACCCGCGUCCGGACGGUGCUGAACGAGAAGCAGCUGCAUACGCUGCGGACCUGUUACGCGGCCAACCCGCGGCCUGACGCAUUGAUGAAGGAGCAGCUGGUGGAGAUGACCGGCCUGAGCCCCCGAGUGAUCCGAGUCUGGUUCCAGAACAAGCGCUGCAAGGACAAGAAGAAAUCCAUCCUGAUGAAGCAGCUGCAGCAGCAGCAGCACAGCGACAAGACAAGUCUGCAGGGCCUGACCGGGACCCCCCUGGUAGCCGGGAGCCCCAUCCGUCAUGACAGCGCGGUGCAAGGCAGCGCAGUGGAGGUCCAGACCUACCAGCCGCCCUGGAAAGCGCUCAGUGAAUUCGCAUUGCAGAGCGACCUGGACCAACCCGCCUUCCAGCAGCUGGUAUCCUUUUCCGAAUCUGGCUCCUUGGGUAACUCUUCCGGCAGCGAUGUGACCUCGUUAUCUUCCCAGUUACCUGACACCCCCAACAGCAUGGUGCCCAGUCCUGUGGAGACGUGAGACAAGCACGCCCAGCGGAUUUGGACUUUCGCAUGCUCCUGCUCCCUGCAUGAGACAAGCCCCAGCCGCAGGCUGGCCCAGAGCUCCAAACAAAACUUUAAAAAUAUUAUUUAAAAACAAACAAAAAUAUGUCUUGACUGCCAAAAAGCACCAAGAUUCUAGCUGCCUUCACCAAACCGGAGAGAGCCCCCCUUCUUUUCUGUGGAUUUUGUUUCCCUCCCCCAGAGCAAAACUGGAUUUACUAAAACUAGCCCCACAUUCCGUACGGUGUCAUAGUAGUUUCCUUGUGAGGGGGAAAAAGACUGGUUGGAAGCCAGUUAAAUCAUCUCAGCUCGAUGUUGUCUUUUGAGUAGCCCUCUCCAUCCCAGGUCCUGCCCUACUCUGCAUUAUCCAUGACUUGAGAGCCUUGUCCUUUUUUGCGGGGGUGGGGGCCGAGGAAUCCCCCCAAGCCGCAUGGUUGCUGGAAACCAUACAUACAGAAACGAGACUUUUAUUGAAAAUGUUAAUUUAUGGACGGAGGAUAGAUUGCUUGAGCCGUUAAAGAACAAAAGUAAGUUAUUGUUAUUUAUUGUCAGAGCAGCAGUUAAUAGUGGGGUUAAUAUUUUGAUUUUAAUAAAAAUGGCCUAAUUGAA
Molecule: messenger RNA, 1816 nt
Organism: Pelodiscus sinensis (Chinese soft-shelled turtle)
Lineage: Eukaryota; Metazoa; Chordata; Testudines; Trionychidae
Gene: ISL2
Product: ISL LIM homeobox 2
Biological process (GO): axonogenesis; neuron fate specification; positive regulation of transcription by RNA polymerase II
Cellular component (GO): nucleus
Molecular function (GO): cis-regulatory region sequence-specific DNA binding; DNA-binding transcription factor activity, RNA polymerase II-specific
Source: RefSeq, a predicted model, not a curated record